GUUCCUUUUUCAUUUUCUCGGGGAGCGUGAGAUGGGGGAUUAUUAUAGAACAGCCCAGUUCGGGUUUUCUCCCCCCCUCCCCUCUCCCCUUCUUGGUGGGCGUGGCUUAAAGUGACAUAUGGGGGCAUGGUUUGGGUUUUCCGAAGAGCCAAUCAGCAGCCAGGAAGGGAGUGGGAGGGGGGCAGCUGGAGGAGAGGGAAAAGUUUGUUUGGGGAAAGUUUUUCUUUAUUACUUUUUUAAAAAAAUAUAUUAAAGGGGGAGAAGGCGCGGGAAGAGGUAUUGCGUUAAAAGGGGGAGAGCAGAGGUGAAUCGAACCAAAACCUCCUCCAUCCAGCCCCCCAUUUUUUUGAGGGGUGCGGGGAGAGGGAAGGGGUCUUGCAACCCUAUUAGGCUGCAUCCACCGAUUCUCCCCCACCCCCUGGAAAAAAUGGGCGCAGCGAACUGCGAAGACGAGGACUUAGAAUUCAAGCUGAUUUUUGGAGAAGAAGAAAAGGAGCAUCCUGGAAUGGGGGUCCCCUUGGAAGACCUGGAUGCGGACAACCUCCCUGCCUACUGUUCACUUGCCCUGGGAGACCCACCUCCCUACACCUCUCCCCUGGGAAUCCCCUGCCCUCUGCAUCUCGGUGGGGGCCGUGCAGGCAUGCACUCCCCCCCACCCCGGCCGGCCGACUUGGACGGCGACACCUUUGAGAGCCAGCCCGCCCGGCGCGUCCGCCUCGGAGGCUCCCGUGUGCUGGAAUGCCCGAGCAUCCAGAUCACCACCAUUUCGCCAGGCCGGCGGGCCGAGGAAGACGACUGGGACUCCUCGCCUCGUGACUACCUCCUCUUGGAGGCUUUCGGGGGCUACCGCGAGACCACCCCGUCUUCCGGCUUCUUCACCCCAAGCCCCGCCAGCAGCGGCAGCGUCUCGCCUUGGAGCUUCUUUUCGGACGACGAAGCUCCCGCCGGGGACGAUGUGGAGCGGGAGCUGAACGAGGCAGCGGCCCGCUUUGCCCUCAGUUCCCCCUUGGGUUCUCCCCGGGGCUCCCCCAAGCCAUGGUCGCCCGCUGACGAGUCGUGGCAGCCUUACGGCGCCAGCUAUUCCCCGAGCCGGGGCACAGAGGAUGGAUGGAUGCUCCUGGGCCCAAGGCCAGCUUCACCCUGUGGCAAGCGGCGGUACUCCAGCUCUGAAACUCACUCUUCGGCAUCGCCGUGCCUCUCUCGGAGGGGCAGCCUUGGAGAGGAGACCCCGGGGGAGACCGUGGAGGCAGGAGGCGACACGGCGCCCUUCAACUGUACUGGAGCCCGACCGGCCGAAAGCAUCCCCCAGAAAGCCCGGAAGACCUCGACCGAGCAGACAGUGGCCCUGACCAGGAAGGAGGAAGGGAGCUGCAAUGGGGAGGAUGGGGGCUACGGACUUGGCGUGGGGCGCAAGGAAGGAAUGGAUUACCUGGCAGUGCCUUCCCCGCUGGCCUGGUCCAAAGCUCGCAUUGGAGGUCACAGCCCUGUGUUCAGGUCUUCUGCUCUCCCCCCUCUGGACUGGCCUCUCCCCAGUCAGUACGAACAGUAUGAGCUGAAAAUCGAGGUGCAGCCCCGAACUCACCACCGAGCCCAUUACGAGACGGAGGGCAGCCGGGGUGCUGUGAAGGCCGCUCCAGGAGGACAUCCUGUGGUGAAGCUUUUAGGCUAUGAUGAGAAGCCCCUUACCUUACAAAUGUUCAUUGGCACGGCAGAUGAGCGGAACUUGCGUCCCCAUGCCUUCUACCAAGUGCACCGCAUCACUGGCAAAAUGGUUGCCACCACGAGCUAUGAAUCCAUCAUCAAUGGCACCAAGGUCCUCGAGAUGUCCCUGCUGCCUGAGAAUAACAUGGCUGCCAAUAUUGACUGCGCAGGGAUCCUGAAGCUACGGAAUUCGGACAUUGAGCUGCGCAAGGGGGAGACGGACAUCGGGCGCAAGAACACGCGGGUGCGCCUGGUCUUCCGGGUCCACGUCCCGCAAGGAAAUGGCAAGGUGGUCUCUAUUCAGACUGCCUCUGUACCCAUCGAAUGCUCCCAGCGCUCAGCUCAGGAGCUCCCCCAAGUGGAAAACUACAGCCUCAGUGCAUGCUCUGUACAUGGCGGAGAAGAGAUGGUGAUCACUGGUGCUAACUUCCUGCCCGAAUCAAAAGUUAUCUUCAUUGAACGAGGCCCCGAUGGAAAACUCCAAUGGGAGGAAGAGGCAAAUGUCAAUCGGCUGAAAAGCACAGAGGCCUCUCUGACCCUCACUGUCCCCGAAUACAGCAACAAACGAGUGUCUCGGCCUGUUCAGACCUAUUUUUACGUCUCCAACGGACGCAGGAAAAGGAGCCCUGCUCAGGCCUUCAAAUACUUACCUGUGAUCUUCAAAGAAGAAGCACUCCCAGAUGCCCCACACCGGGGUUUCGCCCACACCACUCAGAGCUCUCCUUUCCCGCUACAGCCGGCACAGGGCGCCAUGGAUUUCUCUCCCUCCAGACCCCCCUUCCCUUACUGCCCCGAGCGCUCCCCGCCGUGCUCCCCCUACGGCCCCGACUGGAACCCUUGCUCCUUCUCCUCCCCCAACCACUACAACCCUGCCUUCCGUUUCCCUCAAAACGAGGCCUAUAGGGGCGUCAACCUCUCUGUACCCCUCCUGUCUCCAGCGGGCCUGCCCCAUCUCCAUGCCCUAGAAUGCCGUCCGCCCCACUUCCAGCCUCCCAGCCCACAACUCGGCGCUCAGCCACCGGGGCGGGGAGAGAACCGCAGCGGGGAGAGGACUCCGGAAUGGACAGAUCCAGAGCUGGGGUCCCAGGAACAUAGCGCCAAAGAGCUGGAGAAAUCGGGGUUCGAUGGUGGCUUCCGGGAUAACUUGCCCAUCCAUGGGAUCACGCUGGAGGAAGUAACCGAGAUCAUCGGCAGGGACCUAAGCGACUUCCCCGAGCCCUCCUGCGAAGGCAGGCGGAGCUGAGAUGCCGCUGGAUUGCGGGGCGCUCUGAUCUUCCAAGAGAAACCUGGAGCUUUGACCCAUAGAAAGUUGGCAACACCAAAGAUCACCCUGAGUGGCCAGUUUUCAGGGACUCUCUGCGUCCAUGAGUUUUGCCUCUGACAUUUUUCUGCCUAUCCUUUUUAUUCAUUCAUUCCGCCACUCCUUUCCUUUCCCUGCCAAUGCUUCCAUAAAGGGCCAAGUCAGCCUCAGAAUGGCUAUGGGUGGAUCAAGGCAGUGGCUCUCUGUUCUCAGACGUCCCGGCAGAAGAAGCCUCAAAAGAAACUCACCAGCAGAGCUACCACUGCGGUGGCCACCUGUUUUUGUUCAUCCAUAGUAUCUGGAGAUAUGCAGCAUUCUGGACCAAGAAGUGGGCUUGCACAUCUGGCUAUCAUGGCCCAGAGCGACCUUAUCUUGUGACUCCUUAAAAUGUAUGCUAUUGGCCAGUGUGGGGCCCUGUUGCAAUGAAUUCCAUAGCCCAGCCUGGCCAUCUAGGUGAGACCUUCCAUUUGCCAGAUUGCCCUUUCCCUUCUGCUCAUCCGUCCACUCUACUGUGCAUUUUCUCCACCUGCUCUCAGCCAUGUCCGUCCAUCCAAACCACCUCCCGUCUUCCCUUGGCAUUGAGAAGGGUUCCAAGUUUCUCCUUGGCGGUGAUGUCUAAAUGACUUCUGAAAUGGCUGGUGCCAUAGGUUCCUGGAGACAGGGCUGGCCCGAGACAUUUUGGCACCUGAGCUGAACCACAAAAUGCCAGGGAGGAAAGGACUAGUGAAGAUCUACAUCAGGGAGGGUGGAUAAUGAUCUGUCCUGGGAACAAGGAUGGAAGGAGACCAGCAGCACCUCCUAUUCAACAAGAGGAACUGAGGAAGCGAUAGAUCCGGCCUACAAGGAGUAGCAGGCAAUGCAUUCCUUGGAGGCCAGAUCUGCUGCCCUUGUGUACCCUGAGGUGGUUGCAUCCCCUUGCCUCAUGGGUGGGCCGGCCCUGCCUGCAGAACCUUAUCAGAAGGUUCCUUGGCUAGAGGAGUAGGAGCGCAAGGAAAGUUGCUCUCGAAAGGCAGAAUGCCCCUGAUUCCUGAUCUUGCCUUCCAGUGGCAGGGAAGCGUCGUGUAAAUUCUCCUGCAUUUGUUCAGUUGCUUCAGGGCAUUGUCAAGGAGUGCUAAGCCUGGAAUGUGUCAUUAUAUCAGGGCUGGGGAAUCUUCUCCAGAUGUUGCUGGACUCCAGCUCCCAUCAACCCUGACCGUUGGCCGUGUUGGCCAAGACAGACAGCAGCUGAGUCCUGACAACUUCUGGACGGCCCCAAGUUCCCUAUCCAUGCCAGUACAUUUCCCAGGCUUUGUUGUUUGCUUGCAGGUAUUCCUUGUUGAAUGCUCUGGGGGGGGGCUCUUUGGUAGGCCAUUCUGUGGGUAUGAGAAGCCCACGGCUCUCCAGAUGUUCUCCCACCAGCCCCAACCAACAUGACCUGUGGUCCAGGGUGAUGGAUGUUGGAGUUGAACAGCAACAUAUGGAGACCCCUUAUGUACCACCCUCUCCACCCCCUCCACCCGUCAUCUCCUGUGGUGCAGUGAUCCUUCUGAAGAACAGUCGUGAUGAAUUUUUUCCUCGAUGGUUGCCAGUUUCCUUGUUCUGGAAUUAUUUUAUAAUUGUGCCCUUGCUGAAGAAGCUGCUGAUGUGUGUGGAAGGGGAAAGGAACCGUACCACUGUUGUCCUCCCACCUUUAAUAUAUAUCCUUCCAAGUUGGUCCACGGGGAUGGAAAUCGUUUCCAGUCAGGAGAAAAAGCCAUAAGAUGUGUCACUGGUGCUAAGAGUAGUCCCUAGUCCUCAUGAACACUCUCCCUUACAAAGGGUUAUUGUAAUAGGUGAAGAGGCACAUAAUGUUUUCAGAGCAAUGGGCUGCUUUGGAAAUGGCCUUCCUACCUUCACUCAAAAGAGAUGUGUAUUCCUCUCCAGAGUUGACCAGGUGAGUGGGAAGCGGAGGGAAGUAUUCUGUGAGCUUGCAGCAGGAACUGGCUGUGCACAGUGCUGAUUGGCUAGUGCUUGUGACGCAGCCAGGAACCUCUUGCAUCCUCAGAGCAGUUUUGCACAUUAACUUUUUUAAAAAGCAAAAACAAGAAGGUGUUGACUUAAUAAAAAUCAAUUCAGUACCUUUUUAUAAUAAAGUAGGUAAGCUGUCUGAAGUGGUGGCAUAGGAGACAGACAGGCCUGAUAUACCGUAUUUUUCGCUCUAUAAGACACACCAGACCACAAGACACAUCUAGUUUUUGGAGGAGGAAAUAAGAAAAAAA
Molecule: messenger RNA, 5238 nt
Organism: Podarcis muralis (Common wall lizard)
Lineage: Eukaryota; Metazoa; Chordata; Lepidosauria; Squamata; Lacertidae
Gene: NFATC4
Product: nuclear factor of activated T cells 4
Biological process (GO): regulation of transcription by RNA polymerase II; cytokine production; calcineurin-NFAT signaling cascade
Cellular component (GO): transcription regulator complex
Molecular function (GO): RNA polymerase II cis-regulatory region sequence-specific DNA binding; transcription factor binding; DNA-binding transcription factor activity, RNA polymerase II-specific
Source: RefSeq, a predicted model, not a curated record